Messenger RNA from Austrofundulus limnaeus, 2050 nucleotides. RefSeq names its product pituitary adenylate cyclase-activating polypeptide type I receptor. Gene Ontology annotation, biological process: cell surface receptor signaling pathway; adenylate cyclase-modulating G protein-coupled receptor signaling pathway. The record is from RefSeq and is a predicted model, not a curated record. The transcript has 13 exons. Gene Ontology annotation, cellular component: plasma membrane. Lineage: Eukaryota; Metazoa; Chordata; Actinopteri; Cyprinodontiformes; Rivulidae. Gene Ontology annotation, molecular function: vasoactive intestinal polypeptide receptor activity; G protein-coupled peptide receptor activity; peptide hormone binding. The coding region runs from base 188 to 1564 and encodes 458 amino acids.
AGAGAGAGAGAGAGAGAGAGAGAGAGAGAGAGAGAGAGCAUCCUCUCCCUCAACUUUGAAGCUGGCAUGAAAGACCCGGUGCUCCGUCUAUUUUAGGAUGAGAGAGUGGAUUUUCAUUUAGAGCAGCAGCGAGGCUUGCAGAGGCGCAGAGGAACGCGCGCGCUUGGGGUUUUGCGCACCCCGUCAGAUGCGGGAUUUGAAGCGGAGCGUCCAGAAGAUGAGCGGUCCUGGGCUGAGGGGACGGCAUGAGAAAGUCCUCCUUCUCAUCGUUUACCUCCAGCUGUGGUCAAAGCCGAUGGGGGAUGCAAUUCAUCCGGACUGCGCCAUCAUCUCUCAGCAUCUGAGGGCUCAGGAGGUUUGCAGCCAGGCGAGGAGAAGCGAGGCGCAGAACCAGAACCAGAACCAGAACCAGAGCCAUCACAGCGGAUGUAAAACAGAGUGGGAUGAGAUUGGAUGCUGGCUGAGGGCUGAAGUCGGGCAAGUGGUGAACUUAUCCUGCUCCGAGGUCUUCCAGCAUUUUUCCAGCAACCAGGGGUUUGUGUACAGAAACUGCACGGCUGACGGCUGGUCUGAAAUGUAUCCCCCCUAUGAGGAGGCCUGUCUUUUCAGUGAUGACAGUGAGCCGGAAUCUGAGACAAGUUACCUCUACACGUUCAGACAGGUUUACACUGUGGGGUACGCCACCUCACUCAUCUCCCUCAUCACAGCCAUCGUGGUGUUUACAGCCUUCAGGAAGUUCCGCUGCACCAGAAACUACAUCCACAUCAACCUUUUCUCCUCGUUCGUCCUGAGAGCCAGCGCUGUCUUUGUGAAAGACACGGUGCUGUUUGCAGACGAAACUCUGGACCACUGCUCUGUGUCCACAGUUGCAUGUAAGUCAGCUGUGGCUUUCUUCCAGUUCAGCAUCUUGGCCAAUUACUUCUGGUUACUGGUGGAGGGCAUGUACCUGCAGACCCUGCUGGCCCUCACUUUUGUCUCGCAGAGGAAAUACUUCUGGUGGUACAUUUUGAUUGGAUGGGGCCUGCCGUCAGCAGUUCUCAUCCUUUGGGUUCUGACCAGAUAUUUCUUUGACAACAGAAGCUGCUGGGACGACACCGACAAUGUUGGUAUUUGGUGGAUCAUUAAAGGACCGAUAACAGCAUCACUGCUGAUCAACAUAGUGAUCUUUGUUAAUGUUAUCCGGAUUCUGGUUCAGAAGCUUAAAUCUUCAGCCAUGGCUGGGAAUAAUGACACUGGACAUUUCAUGAGGCUGGCCAAGUCCACGCUGUUCCUCAUCCCACUGUUUGGGAUGCACUACACUGUAUUUGCCUUCCUGCCGGAGAACACGGGCGUAGCAGCCAGACUUUACAUCGAACUGGGUCUGGGAUCCUUUCAGGGGUUUGUGGUUGCUCUUCUUUACUGCUUCAUGAACGGAGAGGUUCAAACGGAGCUGCGGAAGUGGCUGUGGAGGUGCCACAAUCCGAAUCAACUCACGCCAGCCAAGAGGAGCAUCACUCGGAUUACGAUCCGAACCCGCGGGGGGCUGGGGCUGCCUCCUUCCAGUGCUAACAUCUCGUCAGUGUGAUCACUGACGAGGAAGGAAAACAAUAAAAACAGGUGGAAAUCCUCGGCAGAACAGAACAGGACUACGUCAGUCAUUUGAACAGCUCUUUACGGCAGCAACACGUCAAAAAGCUUUAUGUUAAUGUGAGCAAAUGGCUUCGGAGGAGCUAGAUCCCAGUGAGCUCUAUCAUAUUGAUGGUGCCUGACUUAUACAGCUGUCAUUGGGAAGGAAGAAACAGAGACAGAGCUGGCCCUGAACUGAAAGCAAUCAGAAGGUUCAGAUUACAGUUUGGAAUAGAUAUAAAAUGAGCAAAGAUUAAGAUUUUCCACGGAGAAAGCUGUGAAAUUAAUACAUGUUUAAAUACGAGAGAAAUACACUUACCAGACGCUUUAUUAGGUACACCUCACUGGUACCAGUUUGGAUCAUCCUUUGCCUUCAGAGCUGCCUUAAAGAGUAACUUACCCCAAAAUUAACUUUUUUUAGCUGAUAAACUGUCUAGAAUGUGUC